Molecule: messenger RNA, 2688 nt
Organism: Mollisia scopiformis
Lineage: Eukaryota; Fungi; Ascomycota; Leotiomycetes; Helotiales; Mollisiaceae
Exons: 3
Coding region: 56-2383 (775 amino acids)
Biological process (GO): DNA recombination; mismatch repair; DNA double-strand break processing
Cellular component (GO): nucleus
Molecular function (GO): metal ion binding; 5'-3' DNA exonuclease activity; 5'-flap endonuclease activity
Source: RefSeq, a predicted model, not a curated record
CAUGUCCGCACGUUGAAAGUUUGCUUGUGCUUCCUGCACGCCUCUGCUUCUUACAAUGGGCAUUAAUGGCCUGCUCCCAUUGCUGAAAUCCAUCCAAAAAGCAUGUAAUCUUAAGAAAUUCGAGGGAAAAACUUUGGCGGUCGAUGCUUAUGGCUGGCUACACCGUGGCACAGUGUCUUGUGCUAUGGAAUUGGCGAUGGGCAAACCAACCAAGAAAUUUGUCGAAUUUGCAAUGCACCGAGUACGAAUGCUACAGCACUUUGGCGUGACGCCCUUUCUGAUAUUCGAUGGUGACUACUUGCCGAGCAAAGCUAAGACCGAGGACGAACGUGCAAAACGAAGGGAGGAAAGCAAGAAGGCGGGGAUGGAAUUGCUGAGUGCCGGAAAGCCCUCACAAGCAUACCUCGAAUUUCAGAAAGCCGUCGAUGUUACUCCAGAAAUGGCUCGACAGCUCAUCGAUGAAUUGAGGAGGGCUGGGGUCCAAUAUAUAGUGGCACCGUAUGAAGCAGAUGCUCAAAUGGUGUACCUAGAGAGGAAAGGCAUCGUCGACGGUAUCCUCUCAGAGGACUCGGACUUGUUGGUUUUCGGUGCAAAAUGUUUGUUGACGAAGUUGGACCAGUAUGGAAACUGCAUUGAAGUCAACAAGGCAGACUUCUGUGCCUGCAAAGAGAUCAGUCUUACCGGCUGGUCAGACAAGGAGUUCAGGCAGAUGGCUAUUCUCAGUGGUUGUGAUUACCUUGCCAGUAUCAACAACAUGGGCUUAAAGACGGCCUAUCGAAUGGUCCGAAAACACAGGACCAUUGAGAAAGUUGUUCGGAUGUUGCAAUUCGACGGAAAAUUCCACGUACCCAAAGGUUAUCUCGAGGCUUUCUAUCAAGCCGAAUUCACCUUUCUCCACCAACGAGUCUUCUGCCCACAGAGCCUUUCGCUAGUUCUCCACACACAACCCGAACAACCAAUUGACGAGAACAAGAUGUCUUACAUCGGAGCAUACGUCGAGCCGGAAAUCGCUCGAGGCGUUGCAAGAGGAGAUCUGAACCCAAUGACAAAAGUUCCAAUUGCUGGGGUCAGGAACGCCUCUGGUCCAAUCACACCAUGGUCCACACGAUCACGAACUCAACAUCAGAGAUCAACUUCCUCUGAAGUCAAGAAGAACAAGCCACUUGAAACAUUCUUCAAGCCAAAGCGAACUCCCCUUGCUGAACUGGAUCCCAAUUGCUUUACCCCUUCCCCAAGUCAGCAAGAUGCUCUUCGCCGCAAUCAAGGACCUUGGGUGGCUAUCCCCCUACCUCGACCUUACCUCAGUCGUGCCAAUACUGAGCUUCAACUACCUCAGUCUGCACCUCCUCCAACUCGCACUCAAUCUGUCCGCCAAAGUCGAACUCCAACAAUUUCUGAACCUCGUCCACCCAAACGAGCUCGACUUUGCGAAGAUCUCGAGCUAGUCGUAUCCCCGAGCCGAAAAGUUGAACUUGGACCAAGCCGGUUCUUCUCUUCUAACGCUCCCGAACCUAGCCCUGCUGCUGCCAGAAAUUUCAGGAGCAAGCGGUCAAAGAAGCAGGAGAUCAAUAUAUUCUCGGACGAUUCGGUAGAGGAGGCCAUGCUCAGUCUGCCAGAUGUUUCUACCUCGGGAUCUCAAGUAUCGCGCAAAAAGCUCGCUAUCUUCCGAGAAGAGAGGACUAGCGCUGGUCAAGACGAUACUUGCUCAGACAGUCAGGGGACCAUCAUUUCACUUGACUCUCAAGAAAGCACUCCAAGUCUAACGACCUCCAUGCGUACUUCGAGCUCAUCACAACAACCGCCAACUCCAAUUGAAGCCAGUCCUGAGCCUGAUGCUCUAGAAGACUUAAGAAGUCGAUUUGCGUUCAACGCUACUCCGUCCUGUACUCCAAAGCAGGAACCUAGCUUUCAGGGACUUCCCACACCUUUGUCGCAGAUUCAAAAGCAGUCAAAGAUCCCACUUGCGGUGAAGAGCAACAUACCCGCGCCGAAAACAAACAAGACGAACACCAAAUCCGUUUUGACACCCCUUCAACGACUCGGUGCAGCCGCGAACAACCGUUCUAAACUCCCAAUGACUCCUCCUCUAACUCCUUCUCUACCAAUCAAGCCCAGAUUUGCUCGUCGCUCUUUAUUGAGCAAAGACUUUGUGCCAUUUCCGGAGGUUGCUAUCGAGAAUGCGAAGGAGAUCGACCCAACCAUGAUUCCUCUGCCAAAUCCUGAUGAGACCGAAAACAUUGAGUUGAACUUGCCAGUCGGAAGUGAGGACCUGAUCAUCCACGAUAGCGAGGGCGACGAUGAGGCUUUGUCCCCGGUCCGAAGACCAGGAGAAGGAACCACCCAGCUGGACCUUGGCAAAUUCAUGUUUUCUGCGCAGGCCUGAGGAAUAAUUGGAGGGAAGACAGAAUGAGUCCGCUGUUGCACGUGUUCGCUUUUCUUUCUGGCGUCGAGUUAGGCGGGCGUAUAAAUAAGAGUUCGAGUUAUUAUUUCCUGUAGGUGCAUAAAUUAGGGCUGGAUGGCUCGGUGUUUGGAGUUUGGAGGAUGGUACGAAGGCGUUUGAGGUAUUACCAUGAUUUUGAUAUCCCACUGGGAACCGGAUUAUUGCUGUUGCUUCUGUUAUCUUCACAAUGGUAGCAGCUUGCUCUUAUCCCUCGAGUAGUAGUUCACCGCUAGGGGAUGAAAGACGAG